UUGGUGGCCAGCACCGACGGCGUGGGCACCAAGUUGAAAAUCGCGGCCCAACUCGGUCACUACGAAGGUGUGGGGCAGGAUCUGGUGACCCUGAACGUCAACGAUAUUCUAACCAAAGGCGCCCGUCCGUUAUUUUUCCUGGACUACGUUGCAUUCAGCGCGAUGGACGAGCAUCGUCUGGAGAUGCUGAUGCGCGGCAUGGCCUGGGGGUGCCGGGAGGUCGGUUGUGCUUUGAUCGGCGGCGAGACUGCCCAACUGCCGGGAGUCUACAGCGAUGCAGAUUUCGACCUGGCGGGUUUUGUGGUUGGGGUGGUCGAACGAAGCCAGUUGCUGGACGGCAGCGCCAUCCAGCCGGGAGACAGGUUGGUUGGAAUCCCCUCCAGUGGCGUGCAUACCAACGGAUACUCCCUGGUACGCCAGGUGUUCAAUCUGGACAACGAUCCUGAGGCGUUGUUUAGGAAACCCGAUGGCCUGGGCAGAAAUCUUGGCGAUGAGCUGAUGGUGCGUCACCGGGCCUAUUACCCACUCCUGGAGCCAUUCCUGGGGUAG
Molecule: messenger RNA, 549 nt
Organism: Geodia barretti
Lineage: Eukaryota; Metazoa; Porifera; Demospongiae; Tetractinellida; Geodiidae
Source: the annotation of a GenBank genome assembly